CAUGGACUUACAGUAGGAUGUGACUCGGUGGCGCGAUGUAUCUGCAAUUUGAUUAUGUAGUUUCAUAGGCAGAUAGGAACACUGUUCACUGCCGCGUUCUCCAGCUCCAAGAGGACAGUUAUAUGCAACAUUAUCAAACGCGGGACACCACAUUUCUAGGAUAUUUCAUAACUCAUUACAAAAUGCUGAAGGAAGCAGAAACUAUAAAUCAUCCCUAUUGGCCACGCAACCUGUCUAUUCCCAACUAUGUGGCUAAUGACCGCUCAAUGUCAGAGAUUCUCAUAUUCCUGUUCUCUGUGUCUGGGAUACUGCUGCUUGCCACCUGGUCAUUGACUGGGCGUAAAGUGUCUGGGAGCCGACUUAGUGGAUGGAGAAGGUUAGCUCUGUGCUGGUUCACUGUGUGUGGCUUCAUCCACGGGGUCAUUGAGGGAUGGUUCUCUUUAUACUACACUAUCAUUCCUGAAGAUCAGAGCUUCCUUUCUCAACUGUGGAAAGAAUAUUCCAAAGGAGACAGCAGAUAUGCAAUAGCGGAUAAUUUCACCGUUAGUAUGGAGACAGUGACCGCGUGCCUGUGGGGUCCCUUCAGCAUAUGGAUUGUUCUGGCCUUCCUUUAUAAUCGUCCUUAUAGAUUUGUCCUGCAGCUCAUCGUAUCUCUAGGUCAGCUGUAUGGUGCAGUCCUCUACUUCUUCACUGAGCACAGAGAUGGAUACAUUCACAGCGAAUAUGGUCAUCCCAUCUAUUUUUGGUUCUACUUUGUGUUUAUGAAUAUUUUGUGGAUUGUUAUCCCUUUCAUUCUUAUAGUAGACUCGUGGUGUCAGCUAUCUACCUGUCAAUCCAUGUUUGAUAAAUCAGCACCGAAAGGGAAGUCUAAAAAAAACUAGACCAGUAGAAAAUAGAAGGAAUAUGGAAAAGAAAAGGACCAAAAUUCUGUACACAAUUCUUGAUAACAUAUACAAUAUGUUUAGAUAUAUUUUAAUAAUGUAAUUUUGAUAAUGAAUCUGUGAUUUGCUCAUGGAAGAAAAUGGAAAAAGCCUGAAGUGUAAUCUGUGAGAUCUUCAUUACAUUAAUGAAAAUGUGUUGAUUAAAUGCCCAUAAUACUGCUCCAGCAGGGUUGCAUCAUAUUUAUCCCUGUUUUUAUGGUACUGUUGCACUAUAUUUUCUCUGCUCAGGAUCUGCCUUUCUUUAUGUUCUGUUGCUAAUGAAUAAGUAAAUUGUUAUCAAUUGAUAACAUCUGAGAUUUUGAUCCAACAUGAUCCAAUUCUGCUCAUUUCAUUGUCAUCUGGCUGUUCACUUUUCAAGAGCCACAUACAAUGAGAGUGGGAGCCUAAAAUAAGGGGCACAGCUUUUUAUUAUUCUACAAUGGACAAUUUAAUCUUCUUAGAAUAUGUGCAUUUGUUUUUAAAAUAAAAGCCACUUCACCAAA
Molecule: messenger RNA, 1423 nt
Organism: Megalobrama amblycephala (Wuchang bream)
Lineage: Eukaryota; Metazoa; Chordata; Actinopteri; Cypriniformes; Xenocyprididae
Product: EBP cholestenol delta-isomerase
Exons: 5
Coding region: 123-881 (252 amino acids)
Biological process (GO): cholesterol biosynthetic process
Cellular component (GO): endoplasmic reticulum; membrane
Molecular function (GO): steroid Delta-isomerase activity; C-8 sterol isomerase activity; cholestenol delta-isomerase activity
Source: RefSeq, a predicted model, not a curated record